This is a messenger RNA of Onthophagus taurus, 4811 nucleotides long. RefSeq names its product double PHD fingers d4. The record is from RefSeq and is a predicted model, not a curated record. Gene Ontology annotation, cellular component: nBAF complex; nucleus. Gene Ontology annotation, biological process: nervous system development. Lineage: Eukaryota; Metazoa; Arthropoda; Insecta; Coleoptera; Scarabaeidae.
UUCUAAUAAGCGUUCUACUAGCAGUCUAGUAGAUGAAAAUUGGUGUUUGAACCAAAAUGGCAGUGUCUGUGAUACAAAAUAUAAAUCAAUCGAAUUUAGAAAAGAUAGAAAGUUUUAUAAACGACCCAAUUUACAAAGAAGCCCUAGAAAGUUCAGCAAAUUACAAUACACGAUUAUGCAUCGAAAGGCGAAUGCGUUUACCAUUUUUAGACAGCCAAACUGGCGUAGCCCAAAAUCACUCCUCUUUAUUCAUGAACAAGAGGCACCGAAUGCCCGGUUUAGUUCAAGGACAAAUUUACACCUACCCAAGGCAAAGAUGGAGGAAAAGACGUCGUCAAUACUUAUUAAUGAAUGCGAGAGCUUUUGCAAGAAAUGCUGAUGCUAUGCUUGAUGGUGAUGGUGAUUUGCAUGGCUUAUCACAAUCGGAAAACCCUGCUCUACAGGAUACUGACAGUAAAGACAGUCAGUUAUUAAAGGAUGAGGUAUCUAAGGAAUGGUAUUAUGAUGAACAGGAUAUGAUUGAUAUGGAUGUUUAUGAUGAACCUGAUCAAGAUUCCGAUUUAGAUUAUGAAGAACCUUAUAGUAAAAGAACUAAGAGGAGGAAAGGUGCAGGAAGGGGUCGUGGUGGUGGUGGUGAUUCACCAAGUACUCCAGGCCGUAGAAAAGGCGGAGGACGAGGUCGAAAGAAAGCCACUACCCACAAUUUUGAGCCGACACCCGGAGACCCGGAUAAACCAUUCGCUUGUGAACUUUGCGGAGCGCGGUACAAGACGCGUCCCGGGCUGACUUACCACUACGGACAUUCGCACAAAGAAGGCGCUAGUGAUGAAAAUUCUCGCGAAAGCAAUGCCCCCACGAGAGUGGCCUCUCCGCUAGGAUCGGGGGGUUUUACCACUGGCGUGGUGGCCGGCCCAACGCCUAGCGGUGGUGGCCUAAUUCAGAAUAACAACCUGAUGGGGGACCCGAUGACCCUAGCACCCUCAGCCGGUCAGGGUCCACCGAUCCCAGGACACGUCUAUCAAGAUAGUUACGUUUCUUUCUUAGGCCAUCCAGCCGGUACACCGGGUAGACGUGGUCGUCAGCCAAAUAAUCCCCCGCCUCCAGCGACACCUCCUCAACCCCAAGCUCCACCGACACUUCCACCAAAUCUGCCAACACAACCGCCACCAAUCGUGGAUGAUCCUCCAAUGCCGGUUUUAAUUCCUGAAAAAGUCAUCGAACCGCCUCCAUCCAGUUCGGUUGAACCACCACGUGAAGGAAAAGCAGCGCCCAGUCCUUAUUGCGAUUUUUGUUUGGGAGAUUCGAGGGAGAAUAAGAAAACAGGUGGUUCCGAAGAAUUGGUGUCGUGUUCUGAUUGCGGCCGAUCAGAGAUGGAAUUCAACAAAGUAUGUAGCGAUUUGAUAAACGAUUUAAGCCAAAAGUUAUAUUAAAACAAAAAAGAGAAGUGGACCAAGAGAAAUCAUCCCCAAGGCGGCGUCACUCCGUCACCACGACUCACAUUAUAUUGUUGUCUUUUUAAUGUUUUCGUUUCCGUACUUAUCGUAUAACUCAAAAGAGCUAGAAAAGUAAAAAAAAAAAAACAAUGUACUGGGUCGCGGUAAAAAAUACCUAGUUGCACUUCAAACAAGUUUUAUUACUUUACGUAAUGCACACAAUUUUUAUUAUUUUAUUGGCAGAUAAUAUGUUUUUUUUUCCAUAACAAAGAAACAUUUUACCUUUUUUUAGGGAACGAAAUGGUUAUUGGUUUAUUAUACAGGGUUAACAAAUUAUAUUUAUAUCCAUGACGCCUUGAUGUGGUGUGAUAAAAAGAACUUAGCUAAACUAAAAAAUGUGACUUUCGGAAUUUAUAAAUAAAAAGAAAAAAUUUACCCUAGUAUUUUUGCGAAUAAUAAAAUUGUUGUUGUGGGCGUCAUCGUUCGAGUAUGAUUUGUUUUACUUUGUUCGUGUUCAUGGCUGUGGGUAUUUCGUAAAAAUAUAAAAAAAAGAAUAAUAGGUUAACAAUCUGUUACAUAAUAUUAUUAAUAUAUGAAAUAGCAUUAGUGUUUCUUGUUAUUACAACUAAUCGUUCACUUUUUAUGGUUUCAAAUUGCACAUAAAUUACAUUCUUAUUAUUAACAUGUAAAUACAACCCUUGCAAAUCCAUUUUUUUAACGUAAUAACUACGAUUAAUGUAUCAUUUCGCAAUUUAAACUGUUUUAUAAUACUGUUUCAAUCAAAGGCUUUUAUUAUUAUUGAUUAGUUAAUUAAUAAUACUUGUUUUGAGCAAAUUUAAAAAAUUCGAACAUUUAGGGAUGUAAUCAAUAAAUUUUGGUAAAAUUAAUAAUAUUUACACAUAUCUGGAAAUAUAACUUACCAAAUAUAAUGAAAGUUAUUUAGAUGUUGAUUAAAACGUCUAAGGCUAGUGUUUAUUUGAGAUGAAAAUUAUCUGUAACAAAUGUAUUUUCGGCAGUUAAGAGUCAAUUUCGGCUAUAAUCAAUUUCUUGAGUAAUUAAUAAGGUUGGUUUUUGAAGAAAUAGUAAUAUUAUUUUGGUCAAAGGCAAAUAGUUAAUUUAGGAAUAAGGCGUUUUGUUGUGCUUAAACUUUCGCUACCAACACAAUGAAUUUGUGUUAAUACAAAGCUUAAUACAAAGAAUGUUGUAAGACGUCUAUAUUGUAAGGCACCAAAGGGUGUAUGUUUUUAAAAGGUAUGAUUACACAAAAUACAAAAUUAUCAACAGUUUGUGAGCUCACCUGUGAGCAAAGAUCGCAUAAUAAAAUUAUCUAUAGUAUCAAUAGGGCAUGACAUGGUUACUUCAGGUACAAAUAAGUUGUUUGCAAGUUUUGAAAGUUGAAAUCAACAUGCAUUAAUAUAAUUGGCAUAAUAAUACUAUCAAAGACAGUCUUUUCUUUUCUUCAUUCAGAACAGAAAUUACAAUUUUUGUCAUCAAAGCUUGUCAACCCUGAAAUGUACACAUCAAACUUAAUGGUUGAUAUAAAUUAAUUAAUAAUAUUCAUUGCAUGCUUUUAACAUUACCAAAUAUUUACGUUUCAUAUGAGCAUUUUUACGCUUAUUCACCAUUAACAUUUUUGAGUUUAAUUUUUAAAUUUACAUCCCUUAACACUAGUAUUUGACGAUACAACAACGUUCUGUUCUUUUGAUAACCGAAUUCUCGUUCAAUAGAAUUUUCUUUUUCUUCUUAUCUUAUAAUAAAGCCGAAUCACAAAACAAUCUUUAAGAAUUUAAACCUAGGAAUGCAUUUCUAGAGUUUCAAACAUUUAAAGAGUAUAAACACUAAUUUUAUGAUGUUGGGUGUCAAUGUUACAAAUGUCAGUUGAUAAAAAGUGAAGAAAAUUACUAAUUUUGCAGUACUGAAUCAUUAAAAACUGCUUUGCAGUAGUACUCAAACUUUAGGAAAGUGUUUUGGAAUUCGUUACUACUUAAGAAAUAACGGAAGGAAAAUUGGGUUGGUUCGCAUUUUAUGUUUUUAAAAUGUUGUUUAAAUUUUGGCCAUACAUUUACUUGACCCUUACAUAAAUAGAUAAAGUACAGGAUGCAAUAUCAGUAGCGGUUAUUUUGAAUUAGCUAGCUUAUCAGCUUAUAAUUAUAAUUCCAAAUGUUCUAAACAAAACAAGUUUAACAAAAUUUCAUAAUUUAAAACAAUUUAUAUUGGAUUUAGAAUUUAUUUUGGAUUAAAAACACGUACAAAAUUGUCAACUCUGUUGGAACGGAUUGUGAGUUUAAAGAUUGUUUAAGGACUUUAUAAGAAUACCAGGAUAAAUGUUAGUGAUUGCGGAUACGUCCGACGACCUUUUAACAAUCAAGGAUUUGUCAAGUAUUCAGUUUGAACAGUAUUCUUCAACUGCGCAUGUACCUGACCGUCAACUGACAGUCAUAAUUGUAGCUAGAACAAUCCUUAUAUGUCAGCCAUAAUGGCUUAGUUUCCUGAAAUGAGCUGUAGCUUUGUUAUGAAUUUUACGUACACAGUACAUGGUGGAAGGAUUCUAUUGCUACGGAACCAUCGAUCGCCUUACUUUACUCUAUAUGCGACGUCAGGCUAAUCUUGCAUAGUUUUCCAGAUUUGAUUACAAAAUACCUGACGCUUUAAAAGCUGUUAUAGACAAAUUAUUAUCAUUGAUUUAAACGUACUUUAAUUUGAAAUCAAUUUUAAAUUUGAUUUAAAAGCUGCCGAAACGAAAAAAACAAGCAGAAUUAUUUACAAAUAUUCGGAAUGUUUCUAUCUGAGUCAUAACAAAAGCUAUAAUGUAGGAGUGUCCAGAAAGAGCAAAAGAAGUGACUGAAGAAGACUGUUUAAAUGUGGAAUUUAAAUUGCUAGCCAUACGAUAUGAUGUUGAAACAUUUAAAAUGGAGUUGAACUUUUUCACAGUGGAGUUGCUCAAUGUAAUAGUUGCUAUAUUCAAAAACUCUUAAUAUGGUAAAGAUUCUUGAUCAGAUUUUUCUAGUCUUACUAAAUACGAAUAAUACAAGAAUGAACGAAAAGUUAAUAAUUGGUAAUGAGCAAAGACAUUUUAAUAAAGGAUUGCCAAAAAUCGUAUGCGAUUACAUUAAUAGAUACUACAUCAUAUUGAAACGUACAUGACUCUUUAAAGUAUUAGCCAAGUAGUUGUAAUCAAAUACGUUUCACGAAGCUGUUUCAAAAAUUUAUAAACUUGGCCUGUGAUGAACAAAGUUAUACUUCAAUGAGAUUGAACAACAGCACAUAUGGUACGCUAAACAAUAAUUGUUUAAAAGAUCUAUUUCUUCUACAAGUACAACAAAUUUCAAUGAUUACCGCUAUUGACUCCUCGAUUAUAAUAUUUAAUAAUAAUAAUAA